AUGACGGACAAUCGCAUCUACUCGGCCACCUACAGCAAUGUGCCCGUCUAUGAGUUCAACAUCGAGGGCAACCAUGUCAUGCGCCGUCGCUCCGACAACUGGAUCAACGCAACACACAUUCUCAAAGUCGCCGACUUCGACAAGCCCACCCGCACCCGCAUCCUUGAGCGCGAAGUCCAAAAGGGAACCCACGAAAAGGUCCAGGGUGGCUAUGGCAAAUACCAAGGCACAUGGAUCCCUCUGCCCGAAGGCCGCAGCCUGGCCGAGCGCAACAGAGUCCUCGACAAGUUGAGACCAAUCUUCGACUACGUCCCCGGCGACAGGAGUCCGCCGCCCGCUCCCAAACACACCACUGCCGCUUCCAAGCCGCGCGCCAACAGGAAGCCUGUCAACAGGGUGCCUGCAUUGUCUCACAUCUCCGAGGAUGUUGAGAUGUACCAUCACUCAGAGACGCCUGAUAAUGUCACGGUCGCUUCAGAGUCAUAUAUCGAUGACUACAGCUAUCCGACAGACUCUCGCAAACGCAAACACCCUGAAGACGAGAUGUCGCUGGCCGACCAGCACCAUCAGUUAUGGGCCGACGAACUGCUCGACUACUUUAUGGUGCUCGAGAAUCCGAACGACCCAUUCCAGCCUCCUCCUAUUCCGCCCAACGACAUUGAUCUAGACCGACCCAUCGAUGAGAAGGGACAUACUGCUAUGCACUGGGCUGCUGCCAUGGGAGACCUGGCUGUCGUCAAGGACCUCAUCGGCCGCGGUGCGAACAUCAAUGCUGUCAGUAACAACGGCGAGACUCCACUGAUGCGCGCCGUCAUCUUCACGAACAACUACGACAAGAGCUCCAUGGAUCGUCUGGCUGGCUGGCUCGUAACUACUGUGCCCAUGGUCGAAUGGUUCGGCAGCACCGUCUUCCACCACAUUGCAGGAACAACCUCGUCCAAAUCGAAAUAUGCUUGCGCUCGUUAUUAUCUUGAUUGCAUUCUUUCGAAGAUGGCAGAAACCUAUACCCCCACAGACAUUGAGCACGUACUCAACAUCAAAGAUCGCAACGGCGAUACUGCCAUCCACAUUGCCGCUAGAAACGGUGCGAGGAAAUGUGUACGCAGUCUCAUUGGUCGACACGCCUCCGUCACCAUUCCAAACGAUCUGGGAGAAACAGCAGAUGAUCUCAUUAUCUCACUAAACCGCCGCCGAAGAGAUGGUCGCCAUCGCGCCAUGUCUUCAUCACCUUUCCAGAUGGACCCUACCUCUCACAACACCGCUGCCAUGAACCUUGACCCUACACUCGAGACACCUUCAUCCAACAAUCCACUCUUACCAUCCGCGCCAGGCAACACAGCCAUCCCCUCAAAACCCCAUCAUACCUCCGAAGCAGGCACGACUUUAACCAACCAAAUCUUCCCUCUCCUCCUCAGCAAAUCAGAAAAGUUGGCUGCAGCCUUUGACGCAGAGAUCAACGAGCGGGAAACCGAUGUCGCAGAAGCUGAAAGAGUUGUCCAAGUCCGUACAGCCGAGAUCGAAUCGCUGAAGAAGCAAUCCAUGGCUCUUGCAAUGAGCGAUCAAGAAGACGAAUACGACACUCGUCUGCAAAGGCAACUUGGCAACCUAAUCUCACAAUGCGAAAAUCUGAUCGAAGACGAGCAAGCCGCAGACCUCCAACACCUAAUCCGACAAAUCUCAUCACAGAUGAACUCAAACAGCGACAUGGACAUGAAUGACUACACAGACGAAGGCAUGGAAAAGCUAUCUUUACUCUUGUCAAUCAAGAGAUUAAAAGAAGAGAGAAUGGCAUUGGUCAGAGAAGUUGUGGCAAGUCAAGCCGAAGCGGGCAUAGGAGACAGACAAAAAGAGUAUCGGAGGUUGAUUGUGGGUGCUUUGGGAGUUAGGGAUGAAGAUGUUGAUGGCAUGUUGCCUGACAUUGUUGGCGAGCUUGAGGAGUGGCAGGGUAUGGAGGGAGGUGUGGUGGGAGUUGGUGCGUAG
This is a messenger RNA of Aureobasidium vineae, 1980 nucleotides long. NCBI's taxonomy places the organism in Eukaryota, Fungi, Ascomycota, Dothideomycetes, Dothideales, Saccotheciaceae. The record is from the annotation of a GenBank genome assembly.